Cladophialophora immunda is the source of this 1041-nucleotide messenger RNA. RefSeq lists its product as uncharacterized. Lineage: Eukaryota; Fungi; Ascomycota; Eurotiomycetes; Chaetothyriales; Herpotrichiellaceae. Bases 1 to 1041 code for a protein of 346 amino acids. The transcript has 3 exons. The record is from RefSeq and is a predicted model, not a curated record.
AUGACCACCACAACAAUGACGGCCAGCGCUCCCCAAGCGCCGCCAAAGAUAUACCACUUGGUUUCAACCCUACAGACAACCCGCCCACGAGGUCAGUUGCCGCAGUCGUUGCUCGACGAGGCCAGGUCAGUCCGCAAGGAGCCUUUCGACCCCCAGAAACACGUCGCCUACGAACCUCCCGCGAAAAUCCACUCCAUGAAAGACAUCGGCUUGGAGGGACAGGGCAUUUCACCCAACGCCGUGACAGACCCUUUUCCGCUGUUCACGCAGGAUGCCAUCAAGCAGAUGAGGGCCGAGAUCUUCAGUGAAGACGUCCUCGAGAACUGCCAGUACUCCUCGCCCUUCGUCAGCAGGACAGUCAGGGGUAUGGGCCCCGUCCGGGCCCCUUUCACCUACGAUGCCUGGCGUUCCAAAGAAGUCCUUGACAGAGUUUCCGAGGUCGCGGGCAUUGAAUUGGUCCCCGUCAUGAACACAGAAAUCAGUGCCGUCAAUAUCGCCGUCAACGAAUCAGGCGCGACCGCCGACACAGCCUCCAACGAGCGGAAGGAUGACGGAUUGCCUGCGUUUGCAUGGCACUACGACAGCUACCCCUUCGUCUGCGUCACCAUGCUUUCGGACUGCACCGGCAUGGUCGGAGGCGAGACUGCCUUGAAAACCGGGACUGGUGAAAUCAUGAAGGUCAGAGGGCCAGCCAUGGGAACCGCAGUCGUCAUGCAAGGCCGAUACAUCAACCAUCAAGCAUUGAAGGCCCUAGGAGGCCGCGAGCGCAUUAGCAUGAUCACGUCUUUCAGACCGAAGUCGCCAUUCGUCAGGGACGAGAGCGUCCUCACGGGAGUCCGCGGCAUCAGCAACCUCGACGAGCUCUAUUCGGAGUACACCCAGUAUCGGUUGGAGAUCCUCGAGGAGCGAGUCCGGGACAGGUUGAAGGCCGAAAGACGGCGGGUCGUCGAACGAAAGCCAUUUGCAACCCGGCACGUGAAGCAGUUUCUGAGUGAACAGAAAGCGUUUUUGGAGUCCAUGUUGAACGAGCUCGUCGAAUAA